CAACAGAAAAAACAAAGAAUAAAAGAAUCAAUAUAUCCAACAGAGAUACAGUAGCGUUUGCUAAUAUGUACACUAGUGGGUGCAGUAACUUCUUAGGACUCUGAGCGCCGCUGUUCACCUACUUGGAGAGAAUCACAGCAAGCACUCAGUCGGUAUUCUCACAUCUCCAACUGCACAAAGCCCCCACAAUUCCUACAAACUGGCUCCUGGGCUGCAACAGAAACUCACUCCGGAAUUUAAGGUGCGCAGGCUACAGAGAAUCCCUGCCGUCACAGAAAGAACAAGGAACCAGUUGAAAUAUACAGAGGGUCCCGGGAGGACUUCAGGAGAAUUUCGUGACCAGACAACAAUGGCUGCUGUGAGGAAGCUCUCCGACCACACCAAGCUGGUCCUCCUCUGCCUUUACCUGCAGAUGCCCUGGGAGUCCGGAGCCCGGCAGAUCCGCUAUUCCGUUCCUGAGGAGUUAGAGAAAGGCUCUUUCGUGGGUAACAUCUCCAAGGACCUGGGACUGGAGCCCCGGGAGCUAGCGGAGCGCGGAGUCCGCAUCGUCUCCAGAGGUAGGACGCAGCUUUUCUCUUUGAACCCGCGAAGCGGCAGCUUGGUCACAAAGGAAAGGAUAGACCGGGAGGAACUAUGCGCUCAGAGCGCACGGUGUUUGGUGAAUUUUAACAUCCUUUUGGAAGAUAGGGUGAAACUUUUCGGGAUAGAAAUAGAAGUAACGGAUAUCAAUGAUAAUGCCCCAAAAUUCCAAGCAGAAAAUCUGGACGUAAAGAUUAAUGAAAACGUCGCUCCAGGAAUGCGUUUUCCUCUCCCGGAAGCUAUUGAUCCGGAUGUGGGCGUGAACUCACUGCAGAGUUACCAGCUCAGCCCCAAUAAGCAUUUCUCACUAGGAGUUCAGAGUCGUGCCAAUGGCGUCAAGUACCCAGAGCUGGUGCUAGAGCACGCCCUAGAUCGAGAAGAAGAGGCCAUUCACCAUAUGGUUCUCACUGCUUCUGACGGAGGUAACCCUCUCAGAUCAGGCACUGUCCUCGUCACUGUGACUGUAUUUGAUGCAAAUGACAAUGCACCGAUAUUCACUUUGCCAGAGUAUCGAUUAAAUGUUCCAGAGAAUUUGCCUGUAGGCACUCAGUUGCUAACGGUCACCGCCACUGACAAGGAUGAAGGAGCCAAUGGAGAAGUAACCUAUUCCUUUCGAAAAUUACCUGACAUACAAUUGUCAAAAUUCCAACUAAACAAAAAUACUGGGGAAAUUAAAAUAUCUGAAAUUUUAGAUUAUGAAGAAACAAGCUUCUAUGAAAUAGAAAUACAGGCAGAAGAUGGAGGAGCAUAUAUUGCAACUGCAAAAGUGUUGAUUACCAUAGAAGAUAUAAAUGACAACAGUCCAGAGGUAACCAUCACAUCUCUGUUUAGUCCAGUGACUGAAGAUUCACCUCUGGGAACUGUCAUAGCCCUUUUAAACGUGCAUGAUUUAGACUCUGGGCAGAAUGGAGAGGUAACCUGUUCCAUCUCAAGUAAUCUACCAUUUAAGUUAGAAAAGUCUAUUGACAGUUAUUACAGAUUGGUGACACACCGAGCCCUUGACCGGGAACAGGUAUCCUUUUACAACAUCACAGUAACAGCCACAGAUGGUGGGAGUCCACCUCUGUCAACUGAAACUCACUUUACCCUGCAAGUGGCAGAUAUCAACGACAACCCACCAACCUUCUCUCACAUUUCCUACUUUACCUAUAUCCCAGAGAACAACCCUAGGGGUGCCUCCAUCUUUUCAGUGACAGCCCUUGAUCCAGACAGCAAAGAGAAUGCCCAGGUCAUUUACUCCCUGACUGAAGACACCAUCCAAGGGGCACCACUAUCCUCCUAUGUAUCUAUUAAUUCAGACACUGGCAUCCUGUAUGCACUACGAUCCUUUGACUAUGAACAAUUUCGUGAGCUAAAGAUGCAAGUAAUUGCCAGUGACAGUGGGAACCCACCACUCAGCAGCAAUGUGUCUCUGAGCCUAUUCGUGCUGGACAUGAAUGACAACACUCCUGAGAUCCUGUACCCUACCCUUCCCACUGAUGGCUCCACUGGGGUAGAGCUGGCACCCCGCUCUGCAGAGCCUGGAUACCUAGUGACCAAAGUGGUGGCAGUGGACAGAGACUCAGGACAGAAUGCCUGGCUGUCCUACCGCCUGCUCAAGGCCAGUGAGCCAGGGCUUUUUGUGGUGGGGCUGCAUACUGGUGAAGUGCGCACAGCAAGGGCCCUGCUAGACAGAGAUGCUCUCAAGCAGAGCCUUGUGGUGGUUGUGCAGGACCACGGCCAGCCACCACUCUCAUCCACCAUCACCCUCACUGUGGCUGUAGCUGACAGCAUUCCAGAUGUUUUGGCUGACUUAAGCAGCCUUGAACCCCCACAUGACCAUGAUGCUUCAGGCCUCACUCUGUACCUGGUGGUGGCCUUAGCUGCUGUCUCCUGUCUUUUUCUCACCUUCAUCAUCCUGCUGCUGGCACUCAGACUUUGGCGUUGGCACAAGUCUCACCUGCUCCAGACAGCAGGUGGAGGGUUAGCAGGUGUGCAUACCUCUCACUUUGUGGAUGUGGAUGGGGUGCGCACUUUCCUGCAGACCUAUUCCCAUGAGGUCUCCCUGACUGCAGACUCACGGAAGAGCCACAUUAUCUUUCCCCAGCCCAACUAUGCAGACACGCUUAUCAGCCAGGAGAGCUGUGAGAAAAAGGAUCCUUUGUCUUUGUUAGAUGAUUCAAAGUUUCCUAUAGAAGAUACUCCUUUGGUUCCAGUGAGUUCUAUUUUUACUUUUGCUUUCCUUUAAGCAAUUAUGGUUGAU
This is a messenger RNA of Ictidomys tridecemlineatus (thirteen-lined ground squirrel), 2821 nucleotides long. Lineage: Eukaryota; Metazoa; Chordata; Mammalia; Rodentia; Sciuridae. The record is from RefSeq and is a predicted model, not a curated record.